Messenger RNA from Penicillium macrosclerotiorum, 1263 nucleotides. Its product is annotated as translation initiation factor eIF5. The transcript has a single exon. Bases 1 to 1263 code for a protein of 420 amino acids. Gene Ontology annotation, biological process: formation of cytoplasmic translation initiation complex; translational initiation; formation of translation preinitiation complex. Lineage: Eukaryota; Fungi; Ascomycota; Eurotiomycetes; Eurotiales; Aspergillaceae. Gene Ontology annotation, molecular function: translation initiation factor activity; eukaryotic initiation factor eIF2 binding; GDP-dissociation inhibitor activity. Gene Ontology annotation, cellular component: cytosol. The record is from RefSeq and is a predicted model, not a curated record.
AUGGCCACUGUCAACAUUCGUCGGGAUGUCACCGAUCCCUUCUACCGGUACAAGAUGGAACGCCUGCAGUCCAAGAUCGAGGGCAAAGGCAACGGUAUUAAGACCGUCAUCGUCAAUCUGAACUCAGUCGCCCAGUCCCUCAGCCGCCCUCCUGCCUAUGUCAUCAAGUACUUUGGCUUUGAAUUGGGUGCCCAGGCCAAUGCCAAGCCGACCGACGACCGAUGGAUCAUCAACGGUGCUCAUGACGCUCCCAAGCUUCAGGACUAUCUCGAUGGCUUCAUCUCCAAGUUUGUGCUGUGCAAGAAGUGCAAAAACCCCGAGACUGAUGUCAUUAUCAACGGCGACAAGAUCACCCUAGACUGCAAGGCCUGCGGUCAGCGCACUGACGUUGAUCCUCGCCUCAAGCUGAGCACCUUCAUCGUCCGUAACAAUCCCAAGGGAGGGAAGAAGGACAAGAAGGACAAGAAGGCGCGCCGUGAGCAGAAGAAACAAGCUGCUAAUGGCGAGGAUGCUAGUCCUAUCGACAGCAACAACUCCGAGGAUGGUGAUGAAAACGGCGAUUACAUCCCCGAAGCUGGUAGCGAUGAUGAGCUUACCCGCCGCAUCAAGUCCGAAGCCCAAACCAUCGCGGCGAAAGCCGAGAUCCAGGACGACGACUGGGCUGUCGACGUGUCCGAGGAGGCGGUCAAGGCUCGCGCCAAGGACCUCCCUGAUGACCUCAAGCGCUCAUUGGUUUUGGAGGAUGGCGACGAUGAUGAGGCUGAUGGCCCAUCGUCUUACGAGCAGCUCGGCAGCUGGAUCCUUGAGACUGCUGAAGAGAAGGGCGAUGUGAGCAAGGUUAGCGACGUCGAGAUCUACAUGAAGGCCAAGGAAUUCGGUAUCGAGGCCAAACACAAGACUGUUGCCGUCCUGGCACAGAGCAUUUUCAACGACAAGAUCGCCAAGCAAAUCGAGGACCGUGCUCCCCUGCUCAAGAAGAUGAUCACUUCCGAGCGCCAUGAGAAGGCCUUCCUUGGCGGAACCGAGCGCUUUGUUGGGCAAGAUCACCCGGCCUUGAUCACUCAGGUCCCUGCUAUCCUUCUUGGAUACUAUCAGAACGAUAUUGUGUCCGAGGAAACCAUCAAGGCAUGGGGCGCUAAGGCCAGCAAGAAGUACGUCGAUAUUUCUACCAGCAAGAAGAUUCGCAAGUCUGCCCAGCCUUUCCUGGAGUGGCUUGAAAAUGCCGAGAGCGAGGAUGAGGAUGACAGCGAGGACGACGAGUAA